Messenger RNA from Thlaspi arvense, 1122 nucleotides. The record is from the annotation of a GenBank genome assembly. NCBI's taxonomy places the organism in Eukaryota, Viridiplantae, Streptophyta, Magnoliopsida, Brassicales, Brassicaceae.
GUUAAUUUGCAUUCAUAGCGUUUACAUGUGGUUGCUGGAAACACUAUCUUUGCAUGAUAAUCAAAGCUCCGAAUUAGGAUCUCAGCCUUUGAAUUUGUCCAAAUUUUUCAACUAACAAAUUUUGGUUAUAACUUAUAAGUUAUAACUGAAGUCCACACGUUUUAUUUUUACAAUUAACAAAAGGUUACUCACAUAGUUAUCUAAAAAUGGACACAGAUUUGGUUAUAACUUAUAACUGAAGUCCAAACUAUCUGGCCUUGUAAUUAAUUCCCUAAUGGAGACUUAUCUAACGGAAAACCAGUCAUUAUUAAUGACGACACAGAUUUAAUUUAUUUUCACACAAUUUGAAGAAACGAAUUGUUCUUUUCAAUCUUUUGAUACAACAAUGGACAAGGAAACAAAACCAAGCUAUGAACCAGAUCGGAUUCCACCGUCGGUUUUCGCAACAACAAUGACUCCUAAACAAGAUUGGAGCAUGCAGUCGAACGAAUCUUUGUUCAGUAUUCACAUGGGAGAUCAAUUUUUCUAUAAAUCUGGAGAACUUUUAAAUUUCGAUUAUUCUGCUCCGUAUAUUAACAACAAUGAUAACAAAAUCAAUUUGACCGACGCUGGAACCAAAGAAGUCAAUAUCCCCAUAGUGCAAACCGGACGAGAUGGCUUAACCAAUGUAUCUAAACCGGAUCAACCACAGCAAAUUCCGUUAUCUCCGACCAAGUCUUAUCGCUCCGACACAAGUAAUAACAGCGCAGCAUCUUUCGCAUUUCCUACAUUACAAGAGUACCAACAAGAUCGAAAGUCACUUAAAGUGAUGAGUGAAAGUGGUAAAACGGAUAUGUCAAGACAAGACCCGAUGUCCGGUUUGUACCCGGAUGGUCCAAAACCGGGGAAUGGUGUUACUUGGCUUACUUGUUUCUCCUGUUUCUCGGUGAAAAAUUGAGAUGAUUUCUCUUUGUUAAAUCAAUUAUUUAGGUCGUACUUGUCCAAGAGACGCGAGACAUAUAACCACGUAAUUCUAAUGUACUCUCGAAAAAAAGAAAAAAAGAGUUGUUUGAUAUAUAUAUAUAUAUAUAUAUAUAUAUAAAAAGCUGUGUGAAAGAGAUUUAAUUUCAACGUGUCAUUGCA